UAAAACUUUUACUUUACAACUCUUACGCAGAUGCGCAGCAUCUUUUUGCCAACACUUUAUGUAUAUCAACUUAUCGAUAAGUGAUUUGAAUUUCAACGACAUUCUUACAGAUCUCUUUCAAACCUAAAUUCGUAGCUUGACGGACGCUCUGAUUUUACGUUUUCAUAAAAAUAAGUCAAAGCUAUAACAUGGAAUACAGCAAGCUUCCACCCUCUGCUCCACCGCCAUACUCUGAAUUAAGCGAGAUGGUCACGAAUCUUGAAUCGCCUACUGCUCCACCAAGAAAAGAUGACCAUGGAUAUGCUCCCGUUCCAGCUGAAACUCCAGUUCCAGCUGUAGCUCCAAUUCCAGCGGUACCUCCAGUUCAAUCCCCUCAGCUCGUCAAUGUGAUGAAUCAGACUAUUGUGAUUGACAGUGCCGGACAGGGCAUGAUAUGCCCCCACUGCAAUGCACGUGUUCGUAUGCGCGUAAAGCAUCAUGCGACUGGCAAAACUUAUUGCUUGGCAUUUUUUCUCUGUCUCUUUUUAUGCUGGCCCUGCGUUUGCGCUCCCUGUUGCUGCAACUGGUGCUACAAAACCAGCCAGUUCUGCCCCAACUGCAAUGCAUGCCUUGGCAGUUUCUAAAAAGUCAUAAAGCUUUACCGAUCGAAUAACAAAACAAACAUAAAUGAAGCUCAAAAGCAAUACCCAUACAUACACAUAUCCAUAUGUAUGCACAAUUUUUU
Messenger RNA from Drosophila busckii, 724 nucleotides. Its product is annotated as lipopolysaccharide-induced tumor necrosis factor-alpha factor homolog. The transcript has 3 exons. The record is from RefSeq and is a predicted model, not a curated record. Bases 189 to 623 code for a protein of 144 amino acids. Gene Ontology annotation, molecular function: zinc ion binding. NCBI's taxonomy places the organism in Eukaryota, Metazoa, Arthropoda, Insecta, Diptera, Drosophilidae.